Molecule: messenger RNA, 631 nt
Organism: Dioscorea cayenensis subsp. rotundata (Guinea yam)
Lineage: Eukaryota; Viridiplantae; Streptophyta; Magnoliopsida; Dioscoreales; Dioscoreaceae
Exons: 5
Coding region: 156-419 (87 amino acids)
Biological process (GO): mRNA splicing, via spliceosome
Cellular component (GO): precatalytic spliceosome; U2 snRNP
Source: RefSeq, a predicted model, not a curated record
UCUUAUCUUUCUCCUCCUUAAAAGCUGCCGAGCGUCUCCAACCCUCGCUACCCACAUCGACGCCGACGUCGCUGCCUUCUUUCCUCCGGCAUCUCUGGUCUCAGUUGCCAAUAGAGUGACCUGGUGAACACUGCUUGAAUCUAGAGAAAAUCAUCAUGCAGGCAAGUGACAGAUUCAACAUUAAUUCACAGCUUGAACAUCUCCAAGCUAAAUAUGUUGGAACAGGCCAUGCAGAUUUAAACAGAUUUGAAUGGGCUGUGAACAUCCAACGAGAUAGCUAUGCUUCUUACAUCGGUCACUAUCCAAUGUUGGCCUAUUUUGCCAUCGCCGAAAAUGAAUCAAUUGGAAGAGAACGCUACAAUUUUAUGCAAAGAAUGUUGUUACCAUGCGGUCCACCCCCGGAGAGAGACGAAGAAUGAAACUGAGACCUUAAAAGAGAAGACCUCGAUGUUCUUUAUCUUCGUUUGCUUAUUUAAGAAAGACUUGGAAUUCAGUGUAUCUGUACUUUUGCAAUCUGCAUUCUUGCUAUAUGAAUUGUGUUGAAAUAUUUGCAAAAAAAAAAUCACUUUAUGUGAACAUUUUCUUGUUUUUAAGUUGUGAUUAUCUAUUGGUGAAUUAUUGAACGCGGAAA